CAUUUCUCAACCGUCAGCUGUGACCAAUUUUUUUUUUCUACAUCUGAUGUGGCUAUACCAUUAUAUACAUAUGUAUCCUAUGGCGUUCCAUUAUAAUUAGUUGCCACCAACUUUCUAAUUAAAUUUUUUUGGACGUUACGAAUUGUCUCACUGCUGUUAUUUCAUAAACAACAUGGAGACACCCAGGGGAGGCAGAAACACCAAGAACAACAACAAGAAGAUGGAGAGCAAUGAGAUUAAUGGAAGAUCAGAGGUUCGUUACAGGGGAAUUCGUCGGAGACCAUGGGGUAGGUUUGCAGCUGAAAUACGUGACCCAACAAGGAAUGGUGCUCGCCUGUGGCUUGGCACUUUUAACACUGCUGAAGAGGCGGCUCGAGCUUAUGAUAGAGCUGCUUUUGCUUUCCGGGGUCAUUUAGCCAUUCUUAACUUCCCAAACGACUAUCAGUAUCAUGCUCAAUCCACCUCUUUCUCUUCAUCAUCAUCAUCUUCUCGGGCUAAUUAUGGUAAUGUCUCUGGUUCUGGUUCUGAUUCUGGAUCUGGAUCUGGAACUGGCUCUGGCAGAGGAGUUUCUUCUAGAGCUGGAAAAGAAACUAAAAAUGAAGUUAUAGAGUUCGAGUAUUUAGACAAUGAGUUAUUGGAGGAGCUUCUAGAUACAAAGGAGGAUUAUUGGCCAGGUAAAAAUAACAAUAACUAG
Molecule: messenger RNA, 694 nt
Organism: Pistacia vera
Lineage: Eukaryota; Viridiplantae; Streptophyta; Magnoliopsida; Sapindales; Anacardiaceae
Product: ethylene-responsive transcription factor ERF098-like
Exons: 1
Coding region: 173-694 (173 amino acids)
Biological process (GO): regulation of DNA-templated transcription; ethylene-activated signaling pathway
Molecular function (GO): DNA binding; DNA-binding transcription factor activity
Source: RefSeq, a predicted model, not a curated record